GUAUUCGGCAUGUCCUGUGGAGCAGCCAUGUAGAGCGCUCCCCUGGGUGGGGCUGUGACUCAUUGCCCCAGCGUAGGUUCCAGGUCGGGAUGCGGAGCUGAGCUCCGAGCAGCCACGAGUUCUGGGUGGAACCCUGGAGCGAGCGAGGAGAGGAGAGGGGCCGGCGGCCCACUGCCGGAAUCGAGCGGCUCCCUCUACUGGCGAACUCGGGGAAUCACCAGGUGUUUCCGUGUAUCUGUGUGUCACCGUGUCACGAGGAGUGUCACAGGUGUGUCAACGAGUGUCGCUGGAAGUGCCAGCACGGGUAGAGGUGAGUGAAGGUGCCUGCUCAUGGAGCAGUGUGGGUGCGACAGUGCCAUGCGGGCCUGUCUCUGCAACCACAGAAUGUACACACACAACCGUAUCAUGGAAUACAAUUUACUUUGGGGCUGGAGGCGGAGGGGGAGUGAGGAGGGCGGCUCUAGGGCUGCAUAUUAUCUGAGAUUACCUCGUGAAGUGAUUAGGACGAAAGUCGGUUCCAGCUGAGACUCCUCACCAACCCCAUACCGAUGGGAGGAAUUCAGGACUGAAGAACAGUUCUUGGGAAGGCACUCUAUCCCCUAAAGGAACUGACGACCCAAGAAAGGGUUAACUUUGAGCCCUACAGUGGCUUCAAUCAUUGGCUCAGAGCACUGUCAAUCAGAGUUCUGGGGCGGGGUUCUCGGGCCGCCUGCGGACUGCCCAGGGCCCCUCGCUUGCCCCUAGACCCCCACAUCAUUUCACUUCUGGGCUGCGCCCACACCCCUAUCUUGGUGGAGACACCUUCCUGGGCCUGGAGGAAGAGCAGAUCCGGGCAUCCUGGCUUCCCCACUCACUCCAGCUGCCUGGCUUCCUGAUAGAUGGUGAUUAUUAUAUAAUAGACCUGCUGGACAGAACCGUGCCAGCGCUCGGAACACUUUGCCCCCUCCUCGAAGCGUGCCCCAAGGUCUGGCACCAGCCGCACCAGAGCCCGCUGCCCAGCUCUGCCGGCUCCCCCAGCACCACCUCCACCCCCGGGCGGGAGACCCCUGGGCCACCUUCCCCGGUGGACCUGGGGCCACGUCUUGGGAUGGGGCGGGCGCCAGGCUGGGAGUCGGGCGGGCGCCCAGCAGGUCUCAGUGUCGGCCUGCAGAGUUUGGCUUUACCAGCGCCUCGCCGGGAUUGUGGGACCCACCUGGCUCCUCGAACCUGAACUUGGAACUUGGGAGCCAAAAGAGGCACGGAUCUCUCUGGCCCAAGGGAAAAAUGGCACCCUUGGAUUGUGGACAACCCCCUGAACGAGGCAUAUCCUCAGUCCCAGCAGGGCCUAAAGCCUGCUCUGUGACUUCCAGAAACCGCUCUGUGAUGGACUUCCGGGGGCCUUAUUUUCUCCAUCUGUCAAGACCCAUAACCCCUUCUAAUUGCUAGGGUACUUGGAACUUGAAGUCCCAGAUGAGGAAAUGUUUUUACAAGAUGUAACUCUGAGAUUCUAACACACAAGGAAGCGGCUUGGUUCCUGCCUCCUGUUUCUCCCCGGCUAUUCCUCCAGUUCUCUGUAUCACAAAAGCCCUGGAACUGAGUGGGCCUAGACAAGAUUUCCAACAACAGCCUUUUCCUCAGAUCUCAAGGAUUGAGGCCCUGCCAUUUCCCAUCAGACCAACAUUUGGACCCUGGCCCUUCUCUGGGUCUGGGGAAGACAGAAUAGUUCAUGGCACAGAGACCUACAUCAGCGCUGUCUGUACAGCUCUUGGCCUCUCCCUGUGGAGUAUCCCGCUUCGCACAGUGGUUGCUGAGCCAGGCUGACUGUGCCCACCGCUGCUGGAUGGGGUUGGUGGCCACCCCUCCGGUCUCUCUGGAAGUCUUCCCUAGCGUCCCUCGGCCCAGCUCCUCCCAGAGCAGCAGUACCUGAGCCUCGUUGGAGACCAUGAAGAGGAGCCCUUGGGUCUGCUGCCCCUGUCCCCUCCUACCAGCCUCAGUUUCCCUCCCAUCCUUGCCCGGCCAAGGCCCUGGCAGAAGCCCCUCAGCGUUGCUUUCCUUUUCUUGCAUGCCACGGCAAUCUCAUAACUCGCUGCACUCCCGGGAAGACUCCCAUACCUGAGGGGGCCAGUCCUCCACAGGCCAUGCCCCAGAUGCACGCACAGGCAAGAAUACUCAGGCCCUAACACGCGGGAGUCCCAGAAGAAGGGGUGAUUUCCGCCUCCCACUUUAGUUACUCUGCCCCUCUGCAGUUGACUAAGCCAGCAAGAUCCAGCCAGGGCAUCCCCACUUCUGACCCGAGAGCCAGCUCCCCAUCCUGAAAAACCUGUCUGGGGGCCUGCCCUGAGGCUGUAGGACCCAAAGGGCAGGUUGGACAGGAUUCCCCUCCAGCCACUCCCACCCCAAGACAAAAUCAGCCACCCCAGGGGCCAGGCCUCACUUGCCUCAGGAAGCCUCAGCCUGCCAGCACCUGUCCCAGCUCCCAGCCCAGCUAUGGCAUCCCCGCUGCCCUUCCGGACCUUGCCCUUGAACCUGAUUCUGCUGACUGUCCUGGCCCUGGGGGCUGCAGACUUCAACAUCUCAAGCGUUUCUGGUCUGCUGUCCCCGGCACUGACGGAGAGCCUGCUAGUUGCUUUGCCCCCCUGUCACCUCACAGGGGGCAAUGCCACGCUGAUGGUCCGGAGAGCCAAUGACAGCAAAGUGGUGAAAUCCAGCUUCAUGGUGCCUCCGUGCCGUGGGCGCCGGGAGCUGGUGAGCGUGGUGGACAGUGGGGCUGGCUUCACCGUCACCCGGCUCAGUGCAUACCAGGUGACAAACCUCGCGCCAGGAACCAAAUACUACGUUUCCUACCUAGUGACGAAGGGGGCAUCCACUGAGUCCAGUAGAGAGAUCCCGAUGUCCACGCUUCCUCGGAGGAAGAUGGAAUCCAUUGGGCUGGGGAUGGCCCGGACGGGGGGCAUGGUAGUCAUCACGGUGCUGCUCUCUGUCGCCAUGUUCCUUCUGGUCGUGGGCUUCAUUAUCGCCCUGGCACUGGGCGCCCGAAAGUGAGGAGGCCCUCACCAGGCAGCAGGCCUCCAGAGGGCCCGCGACGCCAUCCAUGUCCCCAGCCCCCGGCUUUGCGCUCUGUGCCUGCCUCCUUUCCUGAAAACGCUGCCUGCUCCCAGACCUCAACCUGGAGGCUUUGGCCUUUUCAGUGCCUUCACCUCCCCUCCCUGCCCCCUCCCACUGGAGCCCUUUCCUCCCUCUGCCCCUCCCCCUUGUCCCCAGUGCCUCACCUUCUCCCCACACUUCCUGUCAUCCCCUCACCCCCACUCUUGUCAGAAUUGGCGCUCCUUCCACUUCACCUCUUUAAUCUCCCCCUCCCUCAACAAUUCACCCCUCCCGCAGUGAUGGAAGUCUCCAGAAUAAAGUCUCAUGCCGCCUCUGC
Molecule: messenger RNA, 3400 nt
Organism: Herpailurus yagouaroundi (jaguarundi)
Lineage: Eukaryota; Metazoa; Chordata; Mammalia; Carnivora; Felidae
Gene: UPK2
Product: uroplakin 2
Exons: 10
Coding region: 2467-3021 (184 amino acids)
Biological process (GO): epithelial cell differentiation
Cellular component (GO): apical plasma membrane
Source: RefSeq, a predicted model, not a curated record